AUGGGUGGGCAAUGCCCAACCGACGACUCCUGUCAUACCCAUCCGCCUGCUUACACUGCGGGUUCUGUAGGUGUGCCAUGUACGAGACGCACUCAUCACACACAUACACGACCACCCACGACAUGGCAGACACAGACGCACUGUAUCGCCAUGCACGUCACGUGUCGUUCUGCCGGCCCGGGUGAAACAGCCAACGCGCCCCCUUUGAGGGCGGCGGGCGGGCAUGCCACACAGGCGGCAUCCUCGACGGCCUCUCCCAGACACAGACACACACACACGCCUUCUCCCCUUCUUCUUCUUCUCCUCCUCCUCUUCUCCUCAUCUCUGCAUCAUUCGCACGCGCUCGUACAUCCACUCCCACCCCCCCAUCGCCGGCAGACUCCCGCAAAAGCCGGAGCUGCAGCCCUGUGCCCAAGAGCCGCCAUUUUGCAUGCUGGCCGUCGGCCGCACGACCCCCCCCCCAGCCCUUGGCCGCCCCGUGUGAGGUUUAGCUGGCAGCGACCCUGA
Molecule: messenger RNA, 507 nt
Organism: Bipolaris zeicola 26-R-13
Lineage: Eukaryota; Fungi; Ascomycota; Dothideomycetes; Pleosporales; Pleosporaceae
Exons: 1
Coding region: 1-507 (168 amino acids)
Source: RefSeq, a predicted model, not a curated record